CAGCAGGAGGAACUCACGCGAGCUUUUCUUGAAUUUCCAGGCGGGAUCGUGGUUUUAAAAACAACAGUCAAAUGUACAAUGACGCGCUCGCUGUGCUCUAACUGUGUUUAUAUUGAUGCGAUAUACAAAUAAUUAAGACGUUUUGAACGUAGCACAUUUUUAUUUGCAUCGAGGAAUCAUCGUCUUUCAUAUUCUCUGACAAAAAGAAAACGGUUGAAUCAAAAUGAGUUCCCCAGACGAAGAUGUCAGCGUGCGCACCUUGCUCAAAGCUGUGAUGCGUACAGAGCCCAAUCAGACUCCAGUGCGGGCAACGCGCAGAGAAUCAAAGUUGGAGAGUGGCCAUGCUAAAAGGAGGAGUGCAAGACUGCUGAGACAUGACAUUGGACUCAUGUCUCCCUCGAUUGCCCUCCGCAGUAAACAGAAACAAAAGAUACUACAGAGUGUGAUCAAAUCUCCACACCCUGUCAGGACUAAAAGGACUUCGAAGGUGAACAAACCAUUGAUCUGCCCCGGCGUGCUGGGAAACCAAGAGGAGCAGGAUGAAUUUACACCAAGAGGUCUUCUCCGAAGGAUCAUUCUAACACAACCUGACAAUUCGCUGGUGAUUCCUAACAGACCUGUGAGGGAUGAUGACCAUGAUCAGGCAUCCAGUCCAGGAGCUUCCAGGCCCAGCACUGAGACUUUUAAUGUCGAUCUACCUGAUCUGUCCACCGGUAAUAUUACUGCAUUUGUCAAAGGAAUCAGCAGAAAAAGACCCAAGAAAAAAAUCAGCACCACUGUGUUUGAAAAAGACUUGGAAGCGACGCCACUGCAGGUAGCAGAAAAUCAGCAGCAAGAGCCAACUGAGAACAUCUCAGCUUUGUCUGCAGGCACUGCUUCAUUCAGUUCCUUCAACCUGUCUCUCAAAACUCCAGUCGAGGAAGACCCCAAAAACCACGGACUGCGGCGGAGGGCCCCCAAACGCAAAGCCAUCAACAUCGAGGAUUUUGAAGAAGGGGUGCAAAAUUAUUUACACAAGAAAAUGGCAGGUCUGGAAAAAAGUUGCGUGGACCCCCAGAAAGUGCUCUGCGAGACGCCUGGCAUGGAGAAAUUCACUCUGGGUCUCAGUGCUGCCCUGCCCCCGGAUCUGACGGAGAUCGCUUUCAACAACACUGAACUCUUUGAACCGCCUUUCUACAAGUCCCCUAACCUUGCUGGACGGAAUACCCCUGCAAUGCACACGGCCUCCCUGCAUUCAAUCAAAGGCGCUGAUAGUAUAGAGGAGGAGGAGGAGGAGGAGGAGGAGGAGGAGGAGGAGGAGGAGGAGGAGGAGGAGGAAGGGGUGAGGCGGCCAUCUGAAGUUGGCAUGGAGCUGGACAGAGAAGUGGAGGAGGAAGAUGAAAAAGGGGUGAGGCAGCCAUCUGAGGUCAGGAUGGAGAGAGAGGAGGAGGAGGGAGAAGGGGUGAGGCAACCAUCUGAGAUCGAGAUGGAGACAGAAGUGGAGGGAGAAGGGGUGAGGCAACCAUCUGAGAUUGGGAUGAAGAUGGUGGAGGAAGAGGGGGAUGAGAAAGUAGAUGUUGCAGAUGGGGAUGAAGAGGGAGAAGAGAAGGUAGAUGAUAUACAUAAAGAUGAGAACCAGACCAAAGAACAAGAGGAGGAGGAGCAGGAGGAGGUAAUAGAUGAUAGCGAGGAUGAAGAGGUAGCAGAGGAGAGAGAAGUUGGGGAAGAGGAAGAAAGAGAAUCGGUCCUGGAUGAACCUGAAAACAUGGAAACGGAGCACACAGAGAGGAGAGCCACUCGUUCACAGACUGAAGUGAAGGAAAUGGGUGUUGACUCGAUGUACGGAGGAAAAGAAUACAGUGGCAGCUUCACUGGGGACGGGGGAGAUCUGGGUAAAGAAUUUGAGAGCCCUGCAGCUUCUAGUCAGAUUGACAGGCAGCCUGAAUCUGCAGUUCACAUAUUCCAGCAUGCUGAGCAGAGGAGUGCAAGCCAGGCUGGGGGUCCCACGUAUUCAGUGAACGAUCCCACCAAUACCAUUUCAUUGAACCAGACGCCGUUUACCCCUGGUGUGGAACCAAGCACACCGUUUGCAGCUGAGGCAUCUGAGCGUGGAAGAGCAAAUGCUCCAGAGACACCUCGCGAAUCUGAGAGGCUGAGUAGCCCAACCUCAGGAGGGGCCUCUGCCCAAGAGACCCCACAAACAUCUGCUGGAGGGGCCUUGGGGGCUGAGGAGGAGGAGGAGGAGGACGAAGAUGAUGAUGAAGAAGCGUUAGCGAGCGAUGGAGCGGAGAGCGUAGAGCUCUCUUUGAAAACGCCAGCUUUCCUGCGCACCAAGAAAUCUGUUGAAACACCUGCUUCCAGCCUGUCCACACCUCGUUUUCUCAAGGGAAAAGCUGCAAGUAAGUCUCUGCCGUCGGCUGAGAAGGCGAAGAAGCCCCAGCAGAAAAGAAAUAAAGUGGGGAAAGCAGACAAGGCGCCUGGGCUGCCGAAAAGCUUAGUCAAUUCUGUCUUCUCACACUUUGCCAAGACGACGGUGUCCCGAGACACCUACCCCAUUCUGCAGCAGUGUAUGGACAAAUAUUUUGACCGUCUCUCUGAUGACCUGGAGGCAUACGCCAGCCAUGCUAAAAGAAAGACCAUCGAAUUGGCUGAUGUGGAGCUUCUCCUUAAGAGGCAGGGGUUUGUUUCUGACAAGAUGCCCUUGAAAGUGCUGAUUGAGCGCCAUCUUCCCAUGGAAUACAGGAAGCUGCUGAUACCUGUGGCUACCAGUGGGAAUCGGGUGAUUCCCAAGAUGUAACUCUCUCCACGUUGGGCUUUAUCCACAAGCUGUUAGUCACCCCUGUAACAAUUGGUCCUGUUGGUGUUCCGCAGCCAAUGCUUUCUGACUUACUUUUUUUGUUUUGUUUUAAAGAAUAUGAUUCAGACUUCUUGCCUCUGCGCCAGUUCUUCAUUUAUGUUGUCUUGUCUAUUUUAAAUGUAUUUUUAAAAUUAUUAUUACUAUUGCCAGGCAUUGUGUAUAAUUGUAAUUGGAAAUGCAAUAAAGAUUAGAAUAAUUGUG
Molecule: messenger RNA, 3037 nt
Organism: Acipenser ruthenus (sterlet)
Lineage: Eukaryota; Metazoa; Chordata; Actinopteri; Acipenseriformes; Acipenseridae
Gene: cenpt
Product: centromere protein T
Exons: 14
Coding region: 224-2776 (850 amino acids)
Biological process (GO): kinetochore assembly; mitotic cell cycle; chromosome segregation
Cellular component (GO): kinetochore
Molecular function (GO): DNA binding; protein heterodimerization activity
Source: RefSeq, a predicted model, not a curated record